This is a messenger RNA of Vicia faba (fava bean), 1266 nucleotides long. The record is from the annotation of a GenBank genome assembly. NCBI's taxonomy places the organism in Eukaryota, Viridiplantae, Streptophyta, Magnoliopsida, Fabales, Fabaceae.
AUGAGGAUCGAUUCUUCUCUCAAUUUCAACCACAAAAACUACUUCAUCAAGUUACUUCUCACUGUUUUCUUCUCUGUCCUCGCUUUUCGUCUUCUCUUCUUUCACUCUCUUCCACCUCACAUCGAUGAACCUUUUCCUGACAAAAUCAUCGAAUCUCAAAAUGAAGAAGUUAUUCAAAAUGAAGAAGAUAAAGUUUCUCCCACCGACACUGGAAAAUGUGAUUAUUUUGAUGGUGAUUGGGUACGGAAUCCGUUGGGCCCAAUGUAUACAAAUGAAACUUGUGACCUAAUUGAAUCGCAUCAAAAUUGUAUGAAAAAUGGGAGACCUGAUAGGGAGUUUUUGUAUUGGAAAUGGGCUCCCAGGGAUUGUGAGUUACCUAUGUUUGAUCCGAAGAGGUUUCUUGAUAUGAUGCGUGGUAAAGUUUGGGGACUUAUUGGUGAUUCGAUUUCUCGUAACCAUGUUCAGUCUUUGCUCUGCAUGCUUUCUAAGGUAGAAAAAGCUGUCCUUGUCUAUCACGAUGAGGAAUACAAGUCCAAAAGCUGGAACUUUCCGUCGUACAACUUAACUAUAUCAGUUUUAUGGUCACCGUUUCUUGCGGAAGCUGCUAUUUUUGAAGACAUAAAUGGUGUUUCUAGUUCUGAGGUUGAGCUACGUGUAGACAAACUGGAUAGUAAAUGGACAGAUCAGUAUCUAAACUUUGAUUACAUUAUUAUUUCAACUGGAAAAUGGUUUGUUAAAUCUGCAAUCUACUAUGAGAACAACACUAUAUUGGGCUGCCACUGGUGUACUAAUAACAAGAACUAUACAGAGGUAGGGUUCGACAUUGCCUAUCGCAAAGUCUUAAAAAAUGUCAUGGACUUCAUAUCGUCUUCCAAUCACAAGGGCCAGAUUUUGUUCAGGACAUCAACACCCGACCAUUUUGAAAACGGAGAGUGGUUUAGCGGAGGAACGUGCAACAGAACUGAGCCGAUUAAAGAAGCUCAGGUGGAGAUUAAGAAUCUGCUCAGGAUUAUUCGCGACAUUGAGUUAGAGGAGUUUCAAAAGGCGGCUUCCAAAGCUUCGAAAAACGGAGUUAAUCUAAAGCUUCUUGAUUUAGCGCCGCUUUCGCUUUUGAGACCGGACGGACAUCCGGGUCCAUACAGGCAGUUUCAGCCCUUUGCCAAGAACCAAAAUGCUAAAGUUCAGACUGAUUGUUUGCAUUGGUGCUUACCUGGGCCAAUAGAUUCUUGGAACGAUAUAAUAAUGGAAAUGGUUGUCAGUGGAUGA